This is a messenger RNA of Thlaspi arvense, 2151 nucleotides long. Lineage: Eukaryota; Viridiplantae; Streptophyta; Magnoliopsida; Brassicales; Brassicaceae. The record is from the annotation of a GenBank genome assembly.
ACCCUCGACGGUGGCAUUGAGCUCGAAAAGCUCAAUCGAACCGCAGACGGCCCAGAAAUCGAACCAUGUAUCAACGCCAUCGGAGAAGAAGAAGGCGAAAGAGACCCUUAUUUGCUGGUUCAACCGGUCGGUUUCUGGUUUAAAGAAAACCCUAUUACGUUGAAAACUUUUUUUCUCACUCUCUGCUCGUUUCUGAGUUUUCCCGCCAUGGAAUCCAUGGAAAUCGACUCCGAGAAGGCUCACCAACGGAGGCAGUCCGAUUACAGUAGCCUGGAUGAGAGAUUCGAGAUACAGAAGGAGAUGUACAGAGGGCAGCAAUACAGCCAGAUUUACUUUGCUCGUCUUCAUCUCAUGAGAACUCUUCUCUACUCCCUUGCCCCUACCUGGAAACCCGAUUUGCCUGUAUGUAAGGUUUUGGGACUUGAAGAAGGAAAAGAGUGCAUACUCGUAGGAACCUUGUUCAAACACAUGAAGCUUAAACCCUGUGUUCUCGAUGAAUAUUCUAAAGAGAGGUCAGUGACUCCGCUUGUUAAGCCUCAUAACUUUAUGCACCCUGAUGAUAAUCUGAUCCUAGAAGACGAGAGUGGGAGAGUUAAGCUUGGUGGCUCUGCACUUUCACCCGCAAUAUAUGUGACAGGUGUUGUUGUUGCAUUGCAUGGGAAGGAGACUAGUGCUGGUGAAUUCUUUGUUGAAGAUGUACUAGAAGCUGGAUUGCCACCUCAGAUAGAACGGCCUUUGGAUCUAAAGGAAGAUAAGUACGUUGUGUUAUUGUCGGGCCUGUGCAUUGGGAGCAAUUUGUCUAAUCCCCUGCAGUUUCAGCUUCUUGUUGACCAAAUAACUGGACAUCUCGGAGAUGAAGAGGAACAAGGCCUUGCAGCACAGAUAGUUCAUGUGGUAAUUGCUGGAAACUCUGUUGAAUUUCCCCGUAAACUCUUUAGUGGACAGAACGUGGCCUCGAAAGAUCAAUCAACACUGUAUGAGCCCAUCAAAGAGCUUGAUAUCAUGUUAAACCAGAUAGCUGCAGGAGUUUCAGUAGAUAUCAUGCCAGGCCUGAACGAUCCAGCUAACUUCGCAUUGCCUCAACAGCCUCUGAACAGAUGCCUUUUCCCUGGAUCAGCACCUUAUAACACCUUCAGAUCAUGUACAAAUCCCCACUCGUUUGAUGUCGAUAAUGUCAGAUUUCUUGGAACUUCUGGUCAGAACAUCGAUGACCUUGACAAGUACUCAGAGGCUGAAAGCAAGCUUGAUUUUGUGGAAAGAACGCUGAGAUGGAGACAUCUUGCUCCCACCGCACCUAAUACACUCGGUUGUUAUCCUUUCACCGAUAGAGACCCUUUCUUGAUUGAAACUUGCCCUCAUGUCUACUUUGUUGGGAAUCAAGAUAAAUUUGACAACCGUUUGCUAAAAGGUUCAGAAGGGCAACUGGUCCGGUUGAUCUGCAUUCCUAAGUUCUGUGAAACCGGUAUUGCUGUUGCGGUGAACCUAAGGAAUCUGGAGUGUCAUACUAUUAGCUUUAGCACUCAGCUAAAAGCUAAGUCAGCUCAAAUCCAGCACGUGAACCGGAAAUCCUCCGACGAGUUGCUCCGGAAGUUCGCCGAUCCUGACGUCGACGAGUCAAAGUCAACGAAGCGCCGGAGGAAAUCAGCUUCGAACUCUCGAGAGAACGGCGUUGACAUCGAAAGCAACACUAUUGGCUUGGUGGAGAGGAAACGGCUCUUGCUUGCUCCGGCGAGUAAACGGAGGUCUCUGUUUCUCCGUCAGCUUGCUUCUGGAAAAUCACAUCUCAGAAACAAGUCACUCGUCAGAACUAUCGGCAAGACAUGGCGUAAAACAAUGGAAGGAGCGUCUAGAGUUUUCAUCGAGAAGCAUUAUAACAGACACAGACGUCUCAUCAACGACGUCGUUUAAUCUUCUCCAACUUUGUUUAUUUUAUUUUUUAUGUUUUACAUCCCUUUUUAUUUUGUAGUAUUCUUAAACGAGAAUCUUUGACGUCGUUUGUAUUAUUAUUAUUAUUUUUUUAUAUGUAUAAGAUUCGUUUGUAUUAUUAUUAUUAUUUUUUUUUUUUGAACUUUUUCGUGGAUUCGUUUGUAUUAUUCUCAGUUUUUUUUUCUGCCAGCUAUUAUUCUCAGUUAAUAUUUGGUAAUUUCAUCA